Molecule: messenger RNA, 1063 nt
Organism: Sus scrofa (pig)
Lineage: Eukaryota; Metazoa; Chordata; Mammalia; Artiodactyla; Suidae
Gene: PAFAH1B3
Product: platelet activating factor acetylhydrolase 1b catalytic subunit 3
Cellular component (GO): cytoplasm
Molecular function (GO): platelet-activating factor acetyltransferase activity
Source: RefSeq, a predicted model, not a curated record
CCCCACGCCCCCGGUGUCCGGGUGUGCCAGCCGCCACCACUGCCCGAGAGUGUGCGGCCCGGUCAGGAAGCGCCGAACGAGCCCGCUGCACGGCCAUCGUGGGGGAAGCAAGGCUUCUUAGUUCCACCACCCCUCCUAAGUGAAGGUUUCCGCCCCGGGAGAGGAGGUGGCGCCCAGCCUCGGCCGUCGCCUUCCGCUGGAGUGCAGGCUUUGGGACCGUCCAUUGUUGCCUGAGCGUAGGGGUGGGCGUGGCGUCUCCACCUCCUCCGGGAACACACUCGGGCCCACAGCACUCGCUCGUCCUGCGGAGCUGCGGCGCCAAGAUGAGCGAAGAGGAGAACCCAGCGAGCAAGCCCACGCCGGUGCAGGACGUGCAGGGCGACGGGCGCUGGAUGUCCCUGCACCAUCGGUUCGUAGCCGACAGCAAAGAUAAGGAACCCGAAGUCGUCUUCAUCGGGGACUCCUUGGUUCAGCUCAUGCACCAGUGUGAGAUCUGGCGGGAGCUCUUUUCCCCUCUGCAUGCACUUAACUUUGGCAUUGGUGGUGACAACACGCAGCAUGUGCUGUGGCGUCUGGAGAAUGGGGAGCUGGAACACAUCCGACCCAAGAUUGUGGUGGUCUGGGUGGGUACUAACAACCACGGGCACACUGCGGAGCAGGUGACUGGCGGCAUCAAGGCCAUUGUGCAUCUGGUGAACCAGCGGCAGCCCCAGGCCCGAGUCGUGGUGCUGGGCCUGCUUCCUCGGGGUCAGCACCCCAAUCCACUCCGUGAGAAAAACCGACGGGUGAAUGAACUGGUACGAGCGGCAUUGGCUGGCCACCCACGGGCCCACUUUCUGGAUGCAGACCCUGGCUUUGUGCACUCAGAUGGAACCAUAAGCCACCAUGACAUGUAUGAUUACCUGCAUCUGAGCCGUCUGGGGUACACACCUGUUUGCCGGGCCCUGCACUCCCUGCUUCUGCGUCUGCUGGCCCAAGACCAGGGACAGGGUUUUGUCCCCCCACCAGAGCCUGCACCCUAAGCAUCUGCCUUCCUGCUACAUUAAAUUCUCAUUCUUCAGUC